Messenger RNA from Arabidopsis lyrata subsp. lyrata, 519 nucleotides. RefSeq names its product defensin-like protein 204. Bases 83 to 325 code for a protein of 80 amino acids. NCBI's taxonomy places the organism in Eukaryota, Viridiplantae, Streptophyta, Magnoliopsida, Brassicales, Brassicaceae. The transcript has 2 exons. The record is from RefSeq and is a predicted model, not a curated record.
GAUUAGUAUCACCCAAAUUUCUAUAAACAGAAAGAAACAAUUUAUUAAGUUUAAGAAAAAAAAAAGCAAAAGCUACGAACAUAUGGCAAAAACCUUCAGUUCCAUCUGCUUCACCACUCUUUUGCUCGUUGUGUUGUUAAUCUCCGCCGAAAUCCCGAAGAGCAAGGGCAACUGCGAUCACUUUUUAGGCGAAGCCCCUGUAUACCCAUGUAAGGAAAAAGCUUGUAAAUCCGUAUGCAAGGAGCACUACCACCACGCAUGUAAAGGAGAGUGCGAGUAUCAUGGCCGCGAAGUGCAUUGCCACUGCUACGGUGACUAUCACUGAAGUUUUACUAAUAAACUCGUGUAUCCAAUAAAGAAAAGAUAAGAUCGUGUCUCUAUAUAUAAUGUAAGAAGUUGUUUUCUUUCAAAUAAAAUAAUAGGACGAAGCCGAUGACUGCUUCCUCCCUAUACUUCUAUAGUAAGAUCAUGUUGUAUCCUGUUUCGUUUUAAUAAUAAACUUGUUUUAUGUUAUGUCUA